Molecule: messenger RNA, 3890 nt
Organism: Fundulus heteroclitus (mummichog)
Lineage: Eukaryota; Metazoa; Chordata; Actinopteri; Cyprinodontiformes; Fundulidae
Gene: arhgap12b
Product: Rho GTPase activating protein 12b
Exons: 19
Coding region: 217-2874 (885 amino acids)
Biological process (GO): regulation of GTPase activity; signal transduction
Cellular component (GO): cytoplasm
Molecular function (GO): protein binding
Source: RefSeq, a predicted model, not a curated record
AGGUCUGCAGCGGGACCCGCCGGGGAAACACACGCUUUUCAGAGAGCUCCGGGAAAAAAACACCCUCCUCUGCUCUCCUUCAGCGGUGGACGCGCAGCGCAGAAGCCCACGCCACAGGAGCCGUUUUCUGGGGUGUUCGGUGAAAGAUGAGGAGUCCUCCGGGCCCUGGCCGCUGAGCAGCUGAGGGUCAGAGUCCAAGCGCUUGCUCCAGCAGUCAUGGCGGACAGAGAGGGGCUUCCCAUCGGCCCGGGCCAGGUCUACGUCGAGGUGGAGUACGACUAUGAGUACAAGGCCAAGGACAAGAUGGUGAGCAUUCGUCAGGGAGAUUGUUACAUGCUGGUGAAGAAGACCAACGAGGACUGGUGGCAGGUGAGGAAGGAGGAAGGUGCAAAAGCCUUUUAUGUGCCCGCGCAGUACGUCAGGGAGGUGCGGCGGGCGCUGAUGCCCCCCCAGAAGCCUGCCUUGAGAGCCAAGCCCACCGUUCUGGACAUCUGCCGGGAAUCCAACGAGAACCUCAACAGGCCUCAGCCGGAGAUGUCCAGCUUUGGCCGCCCGUCGCCUUCCUCCACCCCCUCGCCGUCCUCCGACCGCGUCACGCCUCCCGUCCUCCCCAAGGACCCCAACCAGAACCUGGGGAGUCCGCACCACUGCAAGCUGGUGGCAGAGCUAGUUCUCCUCCACAACAACAACAACCAUCACCACAGCAACAACUCGUCGUUGCCGCGGACGCGAGCCGAUUCGCCUCCGCUCAGAGCGGGGAGCGGCCACAACAAAAGUCCGGACAGCGACAAGAGCCCGGCUCUGAGCGAGGCACCAGGAGAGGGGUCCACCAAGCACCGCAACGACUCGGAGUCCGGGGACGAGCUGAGCAGCAGCUCAACAGAACACAUGCAGACAACGUCACCCACAGGUCCGGGCCGCUCAGACUCGCCGGUCUACACCAACCUCCAGGAGCUGAAGAUCUCUCAGUCCAGCCUGCCGCCCGUCCCCGCAGGCUCCCCGCUCCACGUCCUGGGGGACUGGGAGACCCACAAAGACCUGAGCGGCAGGUACUUCUACUACAACCGGACCAGCGGAGAGCGCACCUGGAAGCCGCCGCGCUCCAGAGACACCUGCAGCAGCACCAGCAGCGUCCGAGGAGAGAGCCAAGGCACGGCGGAGAGCGAGCCGCUGUCCUCAGAGGAAAACUACCACAGCACCCAUUCCAGCCAGUCUGACAGCCAGUACGGAUCGCCCCCUAGAGGCUGGUCAGAGGAGCUGGAUGAACACGGACACACCCUGUAUGUGUCUGAAUACACGCAGGAGAAGUGGAUCAAACAUGUGGACGAGCAAGGCCGGCCGUACUACUACAGCGUUGAUGGAUCCAGGUCAGAGUGGGAGCUGCCAAAGUACAACAUCUCCCCUCAGUCCGGAGAAGUUCCUAAGAGUCGGAGUUUGGAGAGGAAGCAGCCAGAUCCCAUCGUCCUCACCAAGUGGAGGCACAGCACCUACGUCUUAGACCUCAACGACAAGGAGUGUGCUUCAGCGCCCAAGCAGAGCUCUCCAGACUCUGACUCCUGCCCAUCAUCUCCCAAGCACCCUUCAACCCCCUCAGAGAAGUGCGGAGUCCUCAAUGUCACCAAAAUCACAGAGAACGGAAAGAAACUCAGGAAGAACUGGACGUCUUCCUGGACCGUGCUGCAGGGGUCCUCCCUCCUCUUUGCAAAGGGCCAGGGGGGCAGCACCUCCUGGUCUUACUACCGCAGCGGCUCCAUCCCAGAGCUGCUCCUCACUCUUCUUAGCAGCUGGAAGCGCUCAGUCAAGCCCCGCCCUGCUGUCUCCUAUGUGAACUGUCGGCCUGUGCAGGCUGCUGCUAAGUUUGGCAGCAAUCAGUCCAAGCCCGAGUUCACCGUGGACCUGCGCGGCGCGUCGGUGGAGUGGGCUUCCAAGGAGAAGUCGAGCAAGAAACACGUCAUCGAGCUGAAGACCCGUCAGGGCACAGAGCUGCUGAUCCAGUCUGAGAUCGACAGCGUCAUCAAUGACUGGUACCGGGCCCUCACGGAGGCCAUCAACACGCAUGCGUGGGAGUCUGAUGAAGCCAUAGAGGAGGACAUGCCCGAGUCUCCGGGAGCUGAGAAACAGGACAAGGAGAAGGAUCACCGCGAUUCCAAGAAGAACAGAGUGAUGAAGACCUCUGUGAGCAUGGACUCGUCAGACCAGAAGAAGACCAGGAUGAAGCUCAAGAAGUUCCUCAUCAGGCGGCCCACCUACCAGGCUGUCCGAGACAAAGGAUACAUCAAAGACCAGGUGUUUGGCUGCAGUCUGAGCAGUCUGUGUCAGCGAGAGAACACGUCUGUGCCCAACUUUGUCAGGAUGUGCAUCGACCACGUGGAGAACACAGGUCUCAGCGUUGACGGCCUGUACAGAGUGAGCGGCAACCUGGCGGUGAUCCAGAAGCUCCGCUUUGCUGUGAACCACGAUGAGAAGGUGGAGCUGGACGACAGUAAGUGGGAGGACAUCCACGUCACGACCGGCGCUCUCAAGAUGUUCUUCAGGGAGCUUCCUGAGCCUCUCUUCACAUACGGAUCCUUCAGCGACUUUGUGAACGCCAUCAAAUGCUCCGACUACAAGCAGCGAGUGAAUUCAGUUAAAGACUUGAUCAAGAAGUUGCCAAAGCCCAAUCACGACACGAUGCAGGCGCUGUUCAAACACCUGCGCAGGGUGAUAGAGCACGGAGAGGCCAACCGCAUGACCACACAGAGCGUGGCCAUCGUCUUCGGGCCCACGCUGCUGCGGCCUGAGACGGAGACCGGGAACAUCGCCGUCCACAUGGUCUACCAGAACCAGAUCGUGGAGCUGAUCCUGCUGGAGUAUGACAGCGUGUUUGGGAGGUAGAAGAGGCAGCGCCUCCCCGGACUCCCACACGCACACCUCCUUCCCUCCUCCCUUCGUUUGACUGAGCUGAACAGUGCCGUGGACCAAGCAGCGGAGGAAGACGGAAACACGACGGUUUACAGAAUUGUUGCACUUACAAAGAGUCUGGGGACGAGUUUAGGAAAUAAAAAUAGAUGUAUAGAUGUCGCCCGUUUUUCCCCGUUUUAUUUUAUUUUUUUUUCCCAGUUGCCAUUCCUGCUGCGUGUAGCGGGCCGGGACGAGGGGCAGGCUUUCCGAGUGUUGCCGUGGUGAUGUGUGGCCGUCUGUGUGAGUUGGUGAAUUUUGAGUGUUUACACAUACACUGGAUCUUUGUGGCCAGUAUCUGGAAGCAGAGCCUCCUUUUUAACUCCUGGUGGGAUGGGGCUGUACCUGAGAGGGUGAGGGAGAAAUGAUCGGUGCUGAGGGGACGGCGUUGUGGCGCUGGGGCGGCCCACCCUUAACCCUCUUUAACAGCGUGAGCCAUGAACUCUGAAUGUUGGAGAUGGACGGACUCGCCCUGAGCGGUUACCAACCGUGUCCGGCUGCUGUGGAGUUCCAGCUGAGCUCCUCGCCCUCUUCCUGGACUGACUGGACUAUAACAGAGAGCGGAUCAUCAUGAACAGCGGAUCUCCUCCUCGCUAAGCUAAUAUUAAAGAGCAUUCAGAGAAGCGUGGCAGCGGAUGCUGUAUGGGUGUGUUAAAAUAAAACUAGCCUUUGAACACAUUUCAGAGCAAUUGUACAGGUCGUUGUAAAAAAACAAAAAAACCAGAUGUGUUCCUGUGACUGAGGUGUGUAUGCUUUGAUGGUGAACCAGUGAAAGAUUGUGAAUUUAAACAUAUAAAGCAUCAAAUGUGGGGGAAGAAGCGCUGAUGGACUGGUGGUUUUGUUUGCAGGUGUAUGUGAGGUGUUUGCGCAUGGUCAGCUGCACAUUUUGAAUGUAAUUUUCCGGCUAACUGCUGUUUGUGAAUUGCUAUGUCUAAUAAAAGAGACAAACUAAA